AUAAUACAAUUUCCUCGAGAAUGUGCAAAGGAGACGUCAAAAGUUCACUUCAAUGCGUCCACAAACUUGUUUCAAGACUUUGACUUAAUUUUCUGGUCCUUGGCAACUGAAAACUCGUAUAAGCCCAACUAAGGAAGACUUUCUAAGCUAAUGACAUAUGACGAUCACGAACAUGACCGCCGUAUUGUAAAGUCAUGCUUGGGAACUACUGAAUGUCCUAAAAGCAGUUGUCCAUAUUAUGGAAGGGUAACUAGACCUCGUACCAGAGAGACUGCUAUAAGACAAAGUAAAUGUCACCACUGAGAGACGCUUUUGAACUGGAUUAAAUGUGAGGUAAAAGUAGAGUAUGUCUUUAAAAUAAAAGCCAGAACUUGUACCAUCUAUGAUGUAUAUUACAAAUAAGAAUUGCAGAAUAAGACACACCCAUGGUUUAUACAACUCUAAGCAUCUUUUACGACAGAAAAGUGUUGAGUUCUGAAUUUGGCAUUAUCUUUUGCUCUCCUGAAAUGACAAAAUAUAAUUUGCCCUUUGACAAGCACCCCAUUAUCACGGAUGCUACUUACAAAGCGGCGUCCUCCAGUUAUUAUCUGGUCUCAUCCGUUAUCUACGUUGAAGAAAUGAAAAAGUAUAUGGUGUUUUUUCAAGCUGUCAUCAAGCACCAAACUGCCGAACAGUUUGCCUUCUACUUCAAGCGUUACUUAAGAACUGACCAACGAGGUUUUCAACAAGCCUGCGAAAAGCACUUCAAUAUGGACGAUAAAUCAUCUUUCUCAUUAAUUACAGGAUGUUAUUUUCAUUGUCCAAAGAAUUAUCAAAAUCCAGAGAAUUGUUCCUGCCGACGUUUCCUGAUUGCCGUAGCCGGUUGCAAUGGUGGUUGGAUGACCAUGUUUGACCUACUAUUUUCAACUACGAUUCGAAUAUGGUGUGAUGUUUGA
Mucor mucedo is the source of this 935-nucleotide messenger RNA. RefSeq lists its product as uncharacterized. The coding region runs from base 426 to 935 and encodes 169 amino acids. The record is from RefSeq and is a predicted model, not a curated record. The transcript is spliced from 4 exons. Lineage: Eukaryota; Fungi; Mucoromycota; Mucoromycetes; Mucorales; Mucoraceae.